CGUCGCGCCUUCCAUCCCCGUGGUCGAUUUAUUGGUCCGUACAAGGCCGCCCGCCGCGAUAAGCUCCAACAUCUCCCUCUGAUCACCUUCUCAUCUGUCUGUGGUCGGCUGGUCGUGUGGACAUAGCCGACGCGCCGUUAAGUGCGGCUUCGGUGGCGAGGUUUGUGUUUGAUUUCUCUCUUCUGCUUCCUUUUUAUUUCAUUCCAUCUCGUCGUCGUUGGCUUGAAAGAGGUCGUUGUUGUUGUUGUUCCUGGCGCUUCGAGGUGCAGCUUAGGGUGCGGAAACAACCCCGCGAUUUAUCGCCCACCGGACUCCAACCGCCCGCCCUACCUAUCUUAUCUCAACCCAGACCAGGCUAUAAUUGUUCCGUUGAACAAAUCUAUCAGAACACGCAAUAUCACCGCUAUCGCUGAAACCAAGUCCUCAUAGCUGCAUACUACUUUGUCGAUAUACUGAGAUACCAAAGUUGCUAUCUUCGAGUUGCAAGCUACUUACUACCUCCGCAGAGACAAGCCAUCAUGGCUUCAACCUCUAGCCCAUCCGCCCUCGAGGCGUCACAAGAGCCCCCUCCGGCUCUAACACCCAACUCUGAGCUUGCAGCUGCUGAGGCGGCCACAGAGAAGCCACCGGAUGAUAGUUCGAAGCUGCGCAUGUUCUUGGGCAUUUUGAGAAAGUUCAUUGGCGUGAAAGACAUAGCAUCAGUGCGCUUCUCCCUCCCGGCGCAGUUACUAGAGCCUACGCCCAACCUCGAGUACUGGACGUACCUUGACCGUCCCGAAACCUUCACCGCCAUCGGCGACUCCGACGAGCCUCUUGACCGCAUGCUCGAGGUCCUACGCUUCUGGUUCACCAAGGACCUCAAAUACGUCAAGGGAAAGCCCUGCAAGCCAUAUAACUCGACCCUGGGCGAGUUCUUCAGGUGCAACUGGGAAGUCGCCGAAGCUGCCCCUUCCAUCGCGAGCCUCCGCGCCUCCACUCCCUCCAGCUCCAAGUCCUCCGUGAAGUCCACAGCGUCGGCCAAAUCUACCUCGCCCGCCCCCAAAUCCACUGAUGAGCCCAUCCGCAUCUCCUUCCUUACUGAGCAGACCUCUCACCACCCCCCCGUCUCAGCCUUCUACGUCGAGUGUCCCGCCAAGGGUCUCUCGGCGCGCGGUUUCGACCAGCUCUCCGCAAAGUUCACAGGGACAUCUAUUAAAGUCACACCCGGCGAGCAUAACCUCGGCAUCUUCAUUACCCUGCACAAGCGCGAUGAUGAGCAGUACCAGCUCACGCACCCGGCCGCUCAUCUAGGCGGUCUGCUGCGCGGUGGUCUCAGCGUCAGCGUGGGAGAUCAGUGCUAUACCACCUGUCCUAAGACACGCAUAAAGACUAUUCUCCACUACCUUGAGGAAGGCUGGCUAGGCAAGGCACAAAACCGCGUCGAGGGCGUGGUCUUCAAGUAUGACCCCGAGAAUGACGAUAAGAUGCGCAUCGCCGAUGUGCCAGAGAAGGAUGUGCUAGCGCGCAUUACCGGAAACUGGAAGGAGAAGGUGUUUGUGUCUUUUGCGCCGAAUUUCAAGACCCAAAUCCCCAUCAUCGACCUAACACCCCUCACACUCACCCCCAAGAUCCUCCCACCCGAGACCUCUCAACUCCCCAACGAAUCCCUCCGCUACUGGUCCGGCGUCACUGAAGCCAUCACUUCGCGCCAGUUCGGACGCGCCACAGUUCUCAAGACAGAGAUUGAGGAGCGUCAGAGGCGGAAGGCGCGGGAGCGUGAAGAGGGGGGGAUAGAGUGGAGUCCGAGGUUUUUUGUUGGGAGUGUGACGCCGUUGGGACGGCCGGAAUUGACGGCGGAUGGGGAGGAGGCGCUGAGGAGGUUGGGGAGGGCGGAGUGGGCGAUUGAGGAGAGUAAGGUUACUGCUUCGUAGUGGGCAGUAGUGCGAGAUGAGAUGAGAUUGGAUAUUUAGGGAACUGGUGUGGACUUUUGGUGUGUUCAUAUAGAUAGCAUUGGUUGAGUUUGGCAUGAAAUGAGUGAUGAUGUUGGACGAGGUGACGGAUAGAGAGAGGCAUACAGUGAUAUGGGUAGAUACCAGUGAGAUUAACCGGCUUUGACCGGCUCUACUAGAGGCGACGGACAUCUAGGAUGGGGGGGGGGAUUGCAUACUGCAUUAUAUAUACCAGGUAUCUUAACAGAAAGGGUAAUACUGCCAGA
This is a messenger RNA of Pseudogymnoascus verrucosus, 2194 nucleotides long. RefSeq lists its product as uncharacterized. The transcript is spliced from 4 exons. Gene Ontology annotation, biological process: piecemeal microautophagy of the nucleus; exocytosis; maintenance of cell polarity. Lineage: Eukaryota; Fungi; Ascomycota; Leotiomycetes; Thelebolales; Thelebolaceae. Bases 519 to 1910 code for a protein of 463 amino acids. The record is from RefSeq and is a predicted model, not a curated record. Gene Ontology annotation, cellular component: cytosol; membrane; intracellular membrane-bounded organelle. Gene Ontology annotation, molecular function: sterol binding.